GUAUAAGCCUGGAGCAGUCUAAGGGUUAAGGCUGUAGGAGAGUGGGUUAGAAGAGAGAGGGAAGGUGCUGGGUGCAACAUUGUUGCAAUUUAGGGUAGGCCCCUCCUUACCAGUAGAUAAGCCAAGUUCUCCCUUGCAACUUCCUCUUCUUCUCCGGAUCCUGGCUGAAGCAGUUUUUUCUUAGCAGUUCUGUCAUCACCAGUGCAGCUAUGCAUCGUUCCAGGCGUUCCACUCUGCCUCCCAGACGUUACCAGUCGGAACAGGAACCUCCUGCACCUGCAAAAGAAAAAAUAAAGAUAAGUGUUCAAUCUAUUUCUGAGGAGGAUUUAGAUAUCAUUCCCCCAACUCAAUAUACUACUGUUGUGUCAGCCCAGGUUCAUAAUGUGGAAGAGCAGGGACCUAUUGAUAUUGAGUUAGCUCAGGAAUCCCCCAGACCUCAAGCAUUGCAGACCCAGCAGGCUAAUUUACCCCUUGAUAGUGUACAGGCCUCAUUUUUAAGUGCUGUACCCCCUGCUGCUAUGUCAGCAGUUUCUGACCUAUUGAAAAACAUAAUAUCCGCUAUGGCUGCAGCCUCCCCAGGGCCCAGUGUGACACCAGCUGUUUUCCCUCCUGAUCCUUCUAGUCAGGAUCCGGAUCCUGCUUUAACUACCCCCAGCAGGCAUCGCCCUUUCACACCUCUCAUUGAGGCACCACACGUGGCAACACGCGGUCCCCAGCCCGGCCGGAACAUGGCCCCUGUAACGGCCCCUCAGCCCUCAACACCCGGACUUGCCCCUGGUCGCACCAUACCCGAGGCCCAUGCCAUCCCAGGGCCUAUGCUGCUCCCCCCGGGGCCUAGCGAUCUCCUUCGCCAGCCGCGUGGUCCGGGUCCGACUUCCGGUGUCAACGCCAUGUUAGUGACGUCACCGGAAGCGGACAUCGGCACUUCCGGCUUGGCAGAUUCCCGCGCGGUCACAAGGACAUCGGCUCCCGGGGCAACGCCACUCGCAGGUGAGCACCGAGAGCCGUCCUUGGCCGUUGGCGGGUUAUCAGUGGGGGGUCAGAGGGGCAUUAACAGCGCAAGCAAACUGCGCAAGCGAACGGCAAAUUUGAACGUUAAUCCUCAGGGGCAUCAAAGGGGUCGCUCCAUCAUAAGAGGUAGUACCAGGCAGAUAGCCAGUGAUAGGGGUAGGGGGACACGCAGAGUUAACCCUUCCAGGGCAAUGAGGCCAUUACAGUUUAUACAAAUGGGACAUAACGCAAAUGCCGUUCAGCAGGCCGCUCCCGAUGUUAUUAACCCACACAGGGCUGAUAGUGGUUUAGUGCAAGCGGCCGCUCAGCCGCAUGAUAUUGUGUCUAAUAAUAGCCUGCAUGUGAAUCAAGGCAAUGUGCAAAGUAUGCAUGUUAAUCAAAACAUUGAGCAUCAUUUACCGUCUCAUCAUUUACCAUCCCCCAUUGGUGUGAAUGCGGCUUUGAAUGGUGUGAACGUACAAGCAGCUCCUCAGGGAUAUAAUACACCCCUGGUUGGCAUACAUAAUGCGAAUGGGCAAUCUUUAAGCCAGCUACAACAUCCCAUUAUGUUAGGCAUACAAGGAGUACAACCCCUUGAUCAGGGUAUCCACUCCCCCAUUGCAGCCACGCAGGGCGCUCAUGCACACUCAUUAAACCAUGCACAAUCAAUAAGCCAGGCAUGCCAUAACCCUAUUGUAGACCAGCAGGGUGUGAAUGCUCAGACAUCUGCGAAUGGACAGUCAGUGAGUCAGGGAUUUCAUACACCACUUCAUAUAGCUCAUCCACCCCUUGCUACUGAUAAUCCAGACACAUCCAUUGGGCAAAGUGCUCGCCAAAUUCUUUCUCUUUUGCAGGGGGCAAUUGGAUCACAAAGUGCAGCAAAAACACGGACCAACACUGCCACAGUCAUGAGUGGGGCGGAUGCAGAAGUUCCAAGCAGCAUUACAGCAGGAGCAGCAGCCACCACUUCCACUGCACAGCAAGGGUCUUCAGGACUCGCCCUCCAAAACCAGCCAGCAGGCCAGCCCGUUUCCAGCAUGGGUCAGGGACCUCCUGCCAUUAGUCACGGCACUACCCCCGGGGUGAAGCGAAUCUGGAUUGUGGGCCACUCCUUUGUCCACUGGGCCUCCCUACGCUGUGCGUCCCUCCCAUUUGGCCAAUCCCUAGGUCUCCCUACCAACAAGGCAUCCGUUAGGUGGUUGGGUGAUAGGGGGAUGUGCUGGCCCCAAUUAGCAGGAACCAUAUCCGAGGCCCUGGUACGCUGGGGGAAGCCUCACAUUAUUAUUCUUCACCUAGGGGGUAACGAUGUGGGGGCCAUACCAGUUUUACAGUUGAUUAAGGUUAUGCAGGCAGACAUUGGGUGGCUAAGAGUACGCAUCCCGGGGGUCAUGAUAGGGUGGUCCCAUAUAAUACCCCGUCUCCACUGGAGGCAUAUGUCGGCCCAUACGGCGGCAUACCGGGUUAGGAAGAAGAUCAAUGCGUCUGUAGCGAAAACCGUCACUGGGUCAGGUGGCUUCGUGGUACGGCACGAAGCCAUUUCGGCUGAUAGAACCGAGCUAUAUAGAAGGGAUAAAGUUCACCUUUCUGAUGUGGGGCUGGAUUUAUUCAUAGGGGACAUUCAGAGAGCUCUGUUACCCCUCCUGUAAAUCGGGUUGUGGGUUGGCGGCAAGGGUACCAUUAAAAUGCUUCCUUGUGGCGGGAGAUCCUCGGUCCGGUUGCGCAGGAGAAGGUCGCUAGGGGUGAGUGAUGGCCAGACUUCCGGGGAGGAGGGUAGGCCCUCACGUGCACGUGACGGUAACCCUCCUUCCUCCCUUUUGAGGGAUGGUCACGUGAUCUCUGCAACCCCUCAGCGUCAUCUCCUUUGGGCAGAGAACCCUCUGCUGCUGUUCCCGUUGGGCCGGUGAUCUCCUGCUGUUCUGGGUAUCUGAUCUCUAUGCCGCCAUAUAUAUUUUCAGUUCUAUCAGUUCUAUCUAGUUUGUUAGGUUAAUAAAAUUUUAUGGCCUGUGACGGUCACAAAAUUUUUCCCAUAAAAGUUUGUCUGUGGUUAUUUCGCACUACAUUCUCAUGUACAUAGUUAUUUAAUUAAGUUAUGUUAAAUCCUCUCCUCUGUGAAGAAGGAUCCGGUAAGCAUUUAAUCCCUUAAUGCAGUGUAGGGCUUAGUAUAAGCCUGGAGCAGUCUAAGGGUUAAGGCUGUAGGAGAGUGGGUUAGAAGAGAGAGGGAAGGUGCUGGGUGCAACAUUGUUGCAAUUUAGGGUAGGCCCCUCCUUACCAGUAGAUAAGCCAAGUUCUCCCUUGCAACUUCCUCUUCUUCUCCGGAUCCUGGCUGAAGCAGUUUUUUCCCUCCCUCCCUUCCCCUUUUGUAAUGUUUUAAUGAUGUGUAUUUUCGACGGCACCUUAAUGGCAGGGCUAUGGCUACUCACCCUAGGCCCAAUAAGCCAUUACUGUAGGAUAUGGAUCUCCUCUCCCUGUUAUGCGGUUUACACGGCUUGGUAACAGGGAAUCCUUAUCUAGGUGGAAGAUCUUCUUUCACCCUGGCGGCGGGAGAUCCUCGGUCCGGUUGCGCAGGAGAAGGUCGCUAGGGGUGAGUGAUGGCCAGACUUCCGGGGAGGAGGGUAGGCCCUCACGUGCACGUGACGGUAACCCUCCUUCCUCCCUUUUGAGGGAUGGUCACGUGAUCUCUGCAACCCCUCAGCGUCAUCUCCUUUGGGCAGAGAACCCUCUGCUGCUGUUCCCGUUGGGCCGGUGAUCUCCUGCUGUUCUGGGUAUCUGAUCUCUAUGCCGCCAUAUAUAUUUUCAGUUCUAUCAGUUCUAUCUAGUUUGUUAGGUUAAUAAAAUUUUAUGGCCUGUGACGGUCACAAAAUUUUUCCCAUAAAA
Bombina bombina (fire-bellied toad) is the source of this 3864-nucleotide messenger RNA. RefSeq lists its product as uncharacterized. The record is from RefSeq and is a predicted model, not a curated record. Lineage: Eukaryota; Metazoa; Chordata; Amphibia; Anura; Bombinatoridae. The coding region runs from base 210 to 2636 and encodes 808 amino acids. The transcript has 2 exons.